Molecule: messenger RNA, 576 nt
Organism: Rodentolepis nana
Lineage: Eukaryota; Metazoa; Platyhelminthes; Cestoda; Cyclophyllidea; Hymenolepididae
Source: the annotation of a GenBank genome assembly
AUGGCCGGCUUUGGAAUAUUCCUUCUGGUUGAAUCACGUUCGUUCGGUUUUACUGGAUCGGCUAAUCUAAUACCCAUCUUCGUCACCAUCGUCGGAUUUCUUGUACUAGGCAUCGCAUUCAUGGGUUGCUGUGGAGCCAUUAGUCUCAACCGUUGCUUACUACUUUCGUUCUCUAUUGCAAUUGGCAUAAUUAUAGUGGCGGAAAUAGUUGGAGGUGUUUUGCUCGUUAUCUACAGAUCCAAGUUCAAAGAAGGUCUUGGUAAAUACCUCAAAGAGGCAAUAAGAAAUGUUGAAAAUGCUACAAAUCCAAGUGCGGGGAAAGCCUUUAAGAAAUUACAAGAUAAAUUUGAGUGUUGUGGAGCUAAUGGACCAGAAGACUGGCAAAAUCCAAGUCAAGGUUGCUGUAAAUCGGGUGAAUCAGCGUGCGAAAAUUACCCUAGAGAAGGUUGCAUUAAAGUAAUUCACGAAUGGUUAAAGAAAAAUUUACUUGCUGUUGGCACAGUGAUCCUAGUUCUUUCCGUUCUUGAAGUCGGAGCUAUCACAGCCGCUUGUUGCCUUUACAGGCAGUUGGACUAA